CGUCUCACACGAAUGGCACCAGAGCGUAAACGCAACACGCUACACCCAUAAUGGGCACUGAGUGGUCAACAGACGGCGCGUGAUUGAUCGAUUUAUUUUAUUUGCUACAAAAAGAAUGCGGAAUAGCGUCUAUCACGGGCGCGAGGCAGAAGACGACAAAAUAGAGCCGCAAGCCAGCCACGAUGGACGAUGGCGUCUGACGACAGCAACACGUCGUCCAGCGAUGACGAGGCAUCCGGCAGCGACGCGUGCGCUAAGCCUCGUGAGUCCGCCGUGGCGGCCUGCCCUUCUCCGACGGAGCUCCUGCAGUCGACGCGCGUCGCCGUGCUCUGCAAUACGGUGGCGGUGGGGACCUUCUGUCUACUCGCCGUGGCACUGCUCAUAGUCGUUGUUAAUAGACAACAGGCAGCGGCGGCAGCAGCAACAGCACAGCCCACGACAUCGCCCAGCGAAGAAGCGGUCGAACGUCGCCGUGCCACCGAGAAGUACAGGGCGUCCGACGCGCCCGUCGUACCAGCCAGCGUCAGGUUCGUGUGCGUGUACCGUGAUCGCGUCGGGCAGCCGGGCCUGAACCUCCGCAGCUUCCCGUACGCGUACUGUCACCACUUGGCGUACUGCUGCCUGAGUGUGCUGCCGUCUCGGGGAGAGCGAGCUGCCCGCGAAACUUUGGCGCAGCUCGGGGCCGCAAUGGGAGGGGCGCCUUUCUCACUCUCCGUCAUCGUCGGCGGCUCCUCAACGGAGGACCCGUACUUGCUAGCACUGCUGCUUGACACAGAAAGCGUGCAGCGGCUGGUAGAGCGGUUGGCGCUCAUCAAUCGGAAUGGCGGCGAGGACGGGGCAACAUCGUCGUCGCUUUUCUCCCGCGUUUACCUGCACUGGAAGAGGCCACAGGAGCGGCACAAGGCGGCUAUCACUCGACUCGCCGAAGCCCUCCGGAGGCAGCUGAAGCCACACUCACUGCGUCUGGGUCUGGUUGUCGACGGCGACACUGACGUGGCAGCGGCGUUCGACUUUCCCAGGCUCCUGGAUGUGCUUGGGGACCGCGGACUGCUCGCGGCGCCGCAGUCGUGGUCCGUGCCGAUCCCGGAGCGAGGCGGACACCACAGCGCCGAGACGCUCUCUCGGCACGCGGGUCUGCGCCGUCUCAGUGAAAAGCACAGCGACCGCGUUUGUCACGCGCUUAGCGUGGCCGCUGUGGCCAGCGAAGGGUCCGAGGCGGCGAUCGAUGUUUCCUACGGCAGCGUGUGCAACAUGAACUUCACCAACGUUUACAGCCACGGACUUGCAACCGUCGGGGUGACCGCUUUCGGCGACGCUGUUUCCUUCCUGAAGCCGGCUCGUGCCCGCCAAUUUGCGGCUGCGCUCUGCAAACGGGCCAAGACCGACUGCGUCGCCUUUUGGGACCCAGAAUGCGACGACUACGCAGGAAGAUGCGGGGGCCCUUCUUUUCCGCUCAUCAAGGCUGUCGUCGGAACACCCGUCGCCUGAAGCCAGCCUUGAUUCUUCGCCCCACUUUGUCAGACGUAGACAAGGGGCGACACUUCUAGAUUACAUCAGCAGACUGCGCCUUGCGCAGAAACACCUUUCCGUUGCCUGACGCGCCUGCUCGGCAAGAUGCGCUGCACUUGCAGCCAAUCGGCAAGAAGCGGAGAGAGGUUGAUGCCUUUGAAGUCAACGCCCGCAGGUCAGAGGACCCUCUCGGUAGCCCCGGAAAGGCAUUACGACCGCUGCCAGUGUACGGCUUGGGAGCGCGCGCGUCUUCUCGGAGAACCUAAAGUGCAUAUUUUUGAAAGCCUCUCUUUUUGGCAUGGACUCCGCGAUCGGGUGACUCAGCGCGCGCCGCCAGGUCUCGGAGGCCAUGUCGUAACGUUUCUCUCUUGUCUGCCGCAUGGCCGCAUAUGCGCUGCGGGUGUAGUCGAAAUCUUUUGUAGUGCGCAGGCUGCGGAAGGCAUCGGAAAGGAGUUACGCGAGGCUAGGCAGUUCAGCGAAUGAACUUUAGAAGAGUUGGAGACCCCGCAGGGGUGUCUGCAUCAGCAGGCGUUUGGUGUGUUGCGACACCACGUACCCGAGCACACGAGGGUUGGACCCUCCCGCGUCUAACCGUUCACGGCUUAGCGGUGUCCGGGGAAAAGGGCAUCUUGGCGGUUGGGCCGAUGCUGAGGGUUCGGACCUUUAAGGCCCCUCGGCGGAGGCAACACACCCCUUUGGCCUCGACCUAACGUAGACGGCACCUUCGGACUGACCCAUCCGGUGGAAAUUGGUAGUUGCCUUUUCCUAGCCUCCUCUCCAACCUUCGUCAUUCUCACUCACUUUUAAUAUUUCCUGUCUUUUCCUCUCUUCUGCAUUACUUCCGAUUUUCUAGGCAGCGAGGGUCAACCCUAUGUGAGUAGCCUACUUAGGUUUUCUCAUAUUCGGUUAUAUUAGUAACGUACAGCUGACGUUUACAGUACCAGUUUCACAGGUCCUGCAGCGUCCCCUAUUAGGGCUGCACGGUGGUUGGCUGGCGUUACUGCCGAAAAAUACACUCACUUAUGGCUGGUCCCUUCCCAUCACUACCUGAUCGUUCCCCGAAGAAGGGGCGCACCGAUGAAGUCUUCGAGUUUUUUGGUCAUCAAAAAGAAUCCUUUUCCCGUUUCCAUGUCAUUCACUCUGAAAAACCAGACAAACCAAUGCGAACAAUCUCACCAUUCCUCGUUUCAAAGUCUCUUACGGAAAUUUUCGGUACAUGUUAUAAAGCAUCCAGGAAGGCAAGCGGUGAUCUGUUGGAGCUACGCCACCAGAAACAAAAUGAAAAACUGUCCAGUGUCAUUUGGACAGUUUGGACAGGCCAAGUAACGAUAACCCCGCGCUGUACUAUGAAUACCACCCAUGGCGUUGUCUUAGAUGAUGACCUGCUGGAGCUAACUGAAGAUGACCUCUUGUAGGGCUUCAUUAAGCAGGACCUCAUCAACGUUAAAUGAAUUAAGUUGAGGCGUGAUGAGGAAACACAGACCAAACACCUGAUACUUUCAGCUCCAGUGUUUUGCCCGAGUUCAUGGAGGCCGGGUACACCCGGCUUCGUGUUAGGUCAUACGUGCCGAAUUCUUGCCGAUGUUUCAAAUGCCAGCGUUUUGGACA
Dermacentor albipictus is the source of this 3117-nucleotide messenger RNA. RefSeq lists its product as uncharacterized. The record is from RefSeq and is a predicted model, not a curated record. NCBI's taxonomy places the organism in Eukaryota, Metazoa, Arthropoda, Arachnida, Ixodida, Ixodidae.